This is a messenger RNA of Diospyros lotus (date-plum), 879 nucleotides long. RefSeq lists its product as uncharacterized. Lineage: Eukaryota; Viridiplantae; Streptophyta; Magnoliopsida; Ericales; Ebenaceae. The coding region runs from base 226 to 675 and encodes 149 amino acids. The transcript is spliced from 2 exons. The record is from RefSeq and is a predicted model, not a curated record.
UGUUAAUGUCUUGGCUCCUCUCCUCUGUGUCUGAAGAAGUCUUCGGCUAUGUUAUUGGGCUAAGCUUGCAUCAUCCUAUCAAGUAUGGAGUUGCUCUUCAUCAGGCUUUUGGGUUUGCCUCUCAAAAUUGACAAUUACAACUACAUAUUGAUCUUCGGGAGCUCAAGCCGAGCGUCAUGAUCUUUCAGUCUCACAGUAUUUUGCAGAAGGCCAAAGCUCUUGCUGAUGAGGUUGGUGCUGCAGGGAAGCCACUUUUCACAGCAGAAUUCAAUGCUAUCAAUUACAGAAAUAUAUAUAGGCGGUGAGUUUACCUCUGUUAUCACUGCACUCAAUCUGCGACCUGAGCCCGUACCAUUUCAUGAGCUUCAUAGCCAAUUAGUAGCUCAUGAAAUUCUACUUCGUACUGCACAGGAGGUUUCUUUGGCCAAUUUGGCAUCAAAACAAGAUGCGCCACCACUUCUUCCUAUGCCAAUUCGGCAUGCACAGUCAGGAUAUACUCGUAACAAUUUUCAAUCUAGUCUUUCUAAUAACAGGCGCAAUCGAGGACCUUGUCAAAUAUGUGGACUGCGUAAUCGUACAGCAAAUCGUUGUCGUCAGAGGUAUGCACCUCUCCCAUCAUUACAGCAGCAGGCUCAAGCUCAUGCAGUGAUUAUGCCUCAGCCAUCACCACAGUAGUUGUCUCAAACCCACGCCAUGAUCAAGCCCCAAUCCGCUUCCGGUCAGUUUUAUGUUCACAACCAAGUGUUACCAUGGAUAUCUUAUACUGGUGUCAAGCAUCUGUAACUCCUGACUUGUCUCGACUUUCCCAUAGUAGUCCUUAUCAGACUCAUAUCAUCUCCACAUUGCUGAUGGAAAAGGUUAGCCUUGUAUCACCCCAUA